Molecule: messenger RNA, 1167 nt
Organism: Linum tenue
Lineage: Eukaryota; Viridiplantae; Streptophyta; Magnoliopsida; Malpighiales; Linaceae
Source: the annotation of a GenBank genome assembly
AUGAAAUCUCUUCCCGAAGACAUCCUAAUCGACAUCCUCACCCGACUCCCAGUAAAAUUUAUCCUCCGAUUCAACUCCGUUUCGAAACACUGGUCAGCUCUCCUCACAACGCCUCGAUUCAUCGCCGCCCACCUCCGCCGCUCCGCCGCCCGCAGCCCUAUGCUCAUCGUCCGCCACGGCUUGGCCCUCGGGCACCUCAAGAUCUCGGUGCUGGACGAGAGCUUCGCGAUCCUUCAUCGGGACGUGCCGGUGCCCGUCGCGAGAUACGGCGACUUCUCCGCAUCCGUCGCCGGUUCCUGCAACGGGCUGCUCUGCGUUCAAUACGGCACCGGCAAGUCGGCGUUUUGGAACCCGGCGACCAAGCAGUUCGCGUGGGUUCCCGUCCGGGAUCUCGGGUCGCCGUACUCUCACGUGACGAGGUUCGUCGCCAUCGGGGAGAGAUUCGGGUUCGGGUUCAGUACCCGAAACGAGGACUACAAGCUGGUGAAAUUCGCCAGCUUCUACUACAAGGAGUGGAACAGCGAGGAUCAGGUGAUAUGGGAAGAUCUAGAAGUGAAGGCCGUGGUGUUCUCGUGGAAGCGCUGGUCGUGGAGGGAACUGAAAGACGCCCGGAUUCCGGCUGCUCACUACGACCAUCCGGUGGCCGCAAACGGCCAUCUGUACUGGCUGGCAAGAAGGAAGGGGACGAGGGAUUUCAUUCUUGCAUUCGAUCUCGCCACCGAUUCGUUUCGGACCAUAGACUUCCCCGCCGAUGAUCCUAGGCCCGACGGCGCUGGAUCGUUGAUGAGGUUCGACAUGGAUACGAGGAUCGCGGUGUUCAAGAGUUACCUGGAUUAUUCGACCAGGUACGAUGAUGAGGAUGAUCUGGAGGCAGUAGUGAUCGGCGAGAACGGGAUGGACUUGAGUGGGGAAACGUGGGAGUUUAUGUUCCGAUGCGGUUGGUUUGAUGGGUACGAUAUUCAUCGAGAAGAUGAGGGUUGUUUCGGAGUGUACUGGAAUAGUAGGGUUCAUGUUGUGAAAGCACGUGGAAGAAACAUGGAUAAUCUCUACUUGUUCGAUCCGGUGGCGAGCAAAGCAGUUCGUCGCUUCGAUGGCCUUAUGGGUCGCGUCUAUGGAGUCGGCAGUUUUGUGCAUAGUCUUGUUCCGGUUCGUGGAGGGAACGUAUAG